Messenger RNA from Dromiciops gliroides (monito del monte), 2074 nucleotides. RefSeq names its product ATP-binding cassette sub-family F member 2-like. The transcript has a single exon. Gene Ontology annotation, molecular function: ATP binding; ATP hydrolysis activity. The record is from RefSeq and is a predicted model, not a curated record. NCBI's taxonomy places the organism in Eukaryota, Metazoa, Chordata, Mammalia, Microbiotheria, Microbiotheriidae.
AGGCCUGAAGGGAAGGCGAGGGAUGGAGGGAAUGGGGAGACCCCGGGGACGGAGAGGAGGUCUGGGGGAAGAGGACAUCUGGUUAAGCUGAAAGAACUGUAACACCUGUGGCUCGUCACCAUGCCCUCCGAUCUGGCUAAGAAGAAGGCAGCCAAGAAGAAGGAAGCUGCUAAAGCCAGGCAGCGGCCCAGAAAAGGCCAUGAGGAGAAUGGAGAUGCUGUCACCGAGCCACAGGUGGUAGAGGAGAAAAAUGAGGAAGCAAAUGGCAAAGAAACCUCAGAAGUUGAUUUGCUGACCAAGGAGCUGGAAGACUUUGAGAUGAAGAAAGCUGCUGCCCGAGCUGUCACUGGAAACUUGGCCUCUCACCCCAAUAGCACUGACGUCCACAUCAUUAAUCUCUCACUCACUUUCCAUGGCCAAGAGCUACUCAGUGACACGAAGCUGGAGUUGAACUCAGGGCGUCGCUAUGGUCCCAUUGGUCUCAAUGGAAUUGGAAAAUCCAUACUGCUGUCUGCUAUUGGUAAGCGGGAAGUGCCUAUUCCAGAGCACAUUGAUGUCUGCCACCUGACUAGGGAGAUGCCCCCCAGUAACAAAACACCCCUGGAGUGUGUGAUGGAGGUGGAUACAGAGAGGGCUAUGCUGGAGAGAGAGGCUGAGCAGCUUGCCUGUGAGGAUGCGGAAUGUGAGAAGCUGAUGGAGUUGUAUGAACGAUUAGAGGAGUUGGAUGCAGACAAGGCAGAGAUGAGGGCCUCACGAAUUCUACACGGUUUGGGCUUCACACCUGCCAUGCAACAAAAGAAACUCAAGGACUUCAGUGGUGACUGGAGAAUGAGAGUUGCUCUUGCCCUUUUUAUCCGGCCCUUCAUGCUGCUGUUAGAUGAGCCCACUAACCACCUGGACCUGGAUGCCUGCGUUUGGUUAGAAGAAGAGCUGAAGACCUUCAAGCGAAUUCUGGUCCUCGUCUCCCAUUCCCAGGACUUCCUGAUUGGCGUUUGUACUAAUAUCAUCCACAUGCAUAAUCGGAAGCUGAAGUAUCACACAGGUAAUUAUGACCAGUAUGUGAAGACACGUUUGGAACUGGAAGAAAAUCAGAUGAAGUGUUUCCACUGGGAACAAGAUCAGAUUGCUCACAUGAAGAACUACAUUGCUCGAUUUGGUCACAGCAGUGCCAAGCUGGCCCGACAGGCCCAGAGCAAGGAGAAGACACUGCAGAAGAUGAUGGCAUCGGGGCUGACGGAGAGGGUUGUUUGCGAUAAGACACUUUCAUUUUAUUUCCCGCCAUGUGGGAAGAUUCCUCCACCUGUUAUCAUGGUGCAGAAUGUGAGCUUUAAGUACACAGAUGAUGGGCCCUGCAUCUAUAACAACCUGGAGUUUGGAAUUGACCUGGAUAUUUGUGUUGCUCUAGUGGGGCCCAAUGGAGCUGGAAAGUCAACGCUGUUGAAGCUGCUAACAGGAGAGCUGCUGCCUACAGAUGGGAUAAUUCAAAAACACUCUCAUGUCAAGAUUGGCUGCUACCAUCAGCAUUUACAAGAGCAACUGGACUUGGAUCUGUCCCCCUUAGAAUAUAUGCUCAAGUGCUACCCAGAGAUCAAGGAGAAGGAGGAGAUGAGGAAGAUCAUUGGUCGAUAUGGCCUAACUGGGAAGCAGCAGGUGAGCCCAAUCCGCAACCUCUCAGAUGGGCAGAAGUGUUGGGUGUGCCUGGUUUGACUGGUGUGGCAGAAUCCCCACAUGCUCUUCCUGGAUGAGCCCAUCAACCAUCUAGACAUUGAGACAACAGAUGCUUUGGCUGAUGCCAUCAACGAGUUUGAGGGUGGCAUGAUGCUAGUCAGCCAUGACUUCCGGCUCAUCCAACAGGUUGCCCAGGAGAUCUGGGUCUAUGAGAAGCAGACAAUCACUAAGUGGUCUGGUGACAUCUUGGCCUACAAAGAACACCUUAAGUCCAAGCUGGUAGAUGAGGAGCCCCAGCUCACCAAGAAGACCCACAAUGUGUGAGCUAGCCACGACAGGUUUCGGUCAGGACCUUGGUCUGGGGACUGAACCAUCUGCUACCCUGACCAGCCCCCCAGGACUGGAC